AUGAGUUUUUUGGUUGUAAGGUUGUUUUUUGGCGUUUGCUUAGCCAAAUCACUCAAACUUUCAGUCAGGACAGGGACUGUGGCCACAGCUGACCACAAACUGGACACGGUCAUGAGACCGGCGGCCGGGGCGGGCGGGUGCCCCGGGCAGAAUGCUGAGAGCGCGGUGCCGUCCGCACGGGCGGAGAAGCCUCCCCUGGAGCAGCUGUACCGGGAGGGCCCGCUGCUGGGGAGCGGCGGCUUCGGCAGCGUUUACGCCGGGACCCGGCUCGCCGACGGCGUCCCGGUGGCCAUCAAGCGAGUGUCCCGGGACCGCGUCUUGGAAUGGGCGCGGCUGCACGACGGCGCCCUUGUGCCCCUGGAGCUGGUGCUGCUCUGGAUGGCGUCGUGGCCCGGCUUCCGCGGCAUCGUGCGGCUCCUGGACUGGUUCGAGCUGCCCGACGGCUUCGCGCUGGUCAUGGAGCGUCCGGAGCGCUGUCAGGACCUCUGGCACCUGCUGCACGCGGGGGGGUUCCUGCCAGAGCCCGUGGCGCGGGCGCUGUUCCGGCAGGUGCUGGGGGCCGUGCGGCACUGCACCAGCCGCGGCGUCCUGCACCGCGACAUCAAGGCCGAGAACGUGCUCGUUGACCUGGCCACCGGCGAGGCGAAGCUCAUCGACUUCGGCUGCGGCACGAUCCUGCAGGACACGUUCUACACCCAGAUGGCCGGAACGCGGGAGUACUACCCACCGGAGUGGAUCCUCUUUGGCCGCUACCAUGGCCAGCCAGCCACCAUCUGGUCCCUGGGCAUCCUGCUCUAUCAGCUGGUGUGCAGGCACCUUCCUUUCAAAAGCAGCGAGGACAUCGUCCGGGGACAGCUCUUCUUCCCGCCCCGGGUGUCUCAAGAGUGCCAGCACCUGAUCAGGUGGUGCUUAUCCAUGGACCCUGCAGACAGGCCAUCCUUGGAUGACCUUUUAGAACAUUCU
Messenger RNA from Cinclus cinclus, 963 nucleotides. Its product is annotated as serine/threonine-protein kinase pim-1-like. The annotation marks the transcript as partial. Gene Ontology annotation, molecular function: ATP binding; protein serine/threonine kinase activity. Gene Ontology annotation, cellular component: cytoplasm. Lineage: Eukaryota; Metazoa; Chordata; Aves; Passeriformes; Cinclidae. Gene Ontology annotation, biological process: negative regulation of apoptotic process; protein autophosphorylation. The transcript is spliced from 7 exons. The record is from RefSeq and is a predicted model, not a curated record.